AUGUGCGAGGACGAGGUAGCUGGGGCAUAUUUCACGAUAGCGGGGGCUGGCAUCGUUACCUGGACCACCGGCGAUCAGGAAGAUGGUUUUCUAACAGGAAUUCUGCAAAAUUACGCCAGAAAGUACGAUCUGCCGAUUGACCACCUGUCUUUCGACUUCACCGUCUAUCCUCAAUACCGCGACCAGGCAGAGUAUGCCGCCGCGCUGAAGGAGGUGAAAUAUGGGGAAACAGUGCCGGCUGAUGAGGAAAUUGAAUCGCCAAAGGAUGGUGUACUUAUUCACGGCCUGCUAAUGGAUGGUUUCAGUCGCCAGACCACUCUUAAAGCCCUGCGUCGUCGUGUUACCCUCCUUCCAGAGAGAACGUCAUCGCUACGCAACAGAAGCGAUAUCCCUGUGGAAGUCGCCAGUCCCUAUAUUGUUUCUUAG
Molecule: messenger RNA, 426 nt
Organism: Dibothriocephalus latus
Lineage: Eukaryota; Metazoa; Platyhelminthes; Cestoda; Diphyllobothriidea; Diphyllobothriidae
Source: the annotation of a GenBank genome assembly